AUGUCUCCUUUGUUAGAGUCGGUUACUCUUGGAGCUACCAUUCCUUUGAGGAAUCGUAUCUGCAUGGGAUCUAUGACACGAAAUCGCUGCACUGACAAUGGCAAGCCGACGAAAGCAACCGUGUCUCAUUACGCCGAGCGUGCUCGAGACGGCACGGGUCUCAUUGUCACAGAAGGGACAUUCAUCUCCCCGCAUGGUGCGGAAUGGCCCUAUGCACCAGUGAUGUUUGACAAGAGCCAUUCAGAUGCUUGGAAGGUUGUCACCGAUGCUGUCCACCAAGAAGGGGGAAAAAUUUUGUUCCAGCCCUGGCAUCCAGGUACGUCCUCCCAAUACAAUGAUGCAGGUAACAGUUAA
This is a messenger RNA of Penicillium crustosum, 354 nucleotides long. RefSeq lists its product as uncharacterized. The coding region runs from base 1 to 354 and encodes 117 amino acids. Lineage: Eukaryota; Fungi; Ascomycota; Eurotiomycetes; Eurotiales; Aspergillaceae. The transcript has a single exon. The record is from RefSeq and is a predicted model, not a curated record. Gene Ontology annotation, molecular function: FMN binding; oxidoreductase activity.